Messenger RNA from Sander lucioperca (pikeperch), 1671 nucleotides. RefSeq lists its product as uncharacterized. The record is from RefSeq and is a predicted model, not a curated record. Gene Ontology annotation, molecular function: zinc ion binding; nucleic acid binding. Lineage: Eukaryota; Metazoa; Chordata; Actinopteri; Perciformes; Percidae. Bases 100 to 1671 code for a protein of 523 amino acids. The transcript is spliced from 4 exons.
UUUAAUUUAUAGUACUUUUUGGUGGUUAGUUUGGGUUGUUUGGGUGGUUUUGUCUCCUGCCGGCGUCUCGCCGGUCGGCGUGUGCAGCCGCCAUGGUGAAUGGAGAGGGGUUCUCCACACUCACCAGGAAACAUGGCAUUAAGAUCUGUCCUAGUUUCCAUGGUGAAUGGAGAGGGGUUCUCCACGCUCACCAGGAAACAUGGCAUUAAGAUCUGUCCUAGUUUCCCGUGUAGCGUGGAGGACAUUAGUUUAGCUGUGGGGGAAAAGGUCGGGCACGGUAGUAUUAUGUCGGCCGCUCGGAUGAACGGCGCCGUGGUCAUCUUCCUGGACCGAGAGGACAAGGUGAACCAAGUCAUCGAGGCAGGCAUCACCGUGAGAGAAAUGUUUGUUCAGGUGCUACCACUGACACAACCGGCCACCAAGGUAGUCCUGUCAAACGUCCCACCGUUCAUCUCUGAUGGCUUCCUCAGCAGAGAGUUGUCCAGACACGGGAAGAUAGUCUCCCCCGUUAAAAAGAUCCUGUCUGGAUGUAAAUCUCCGUUGCUGAAGCACGUCGUGUCUCACCGCAGACAGCUAUAUAUGAUACUGAACCAUCGGAACGAGGAGUUAAACCUCCGUUUCCAUGUUAAAGUAGAUGAUUAUGAAUACGUGAUUUUUGCAACGUCAUCAGAGAUGAAAUGUUUCGGUUGUGGAGAGGUGGGACACACGGUGAGGGCCUGCCCGAGACGAGGUGAUCCGAAUCCUCCCGGUCCGGGAGCCCCCGCUCCCCCGGGGGAACCGGGUGAGCCGGGGCCGGCGGCCGCGUCCGAGCGGCCGAUGACCACUCCGCGCGCUGCACAGCGGCGUGAUGAUGCCGUGCCCGACCAGACACACGGGGUGAGUAAUGUAAAUACACUGGGUGUUUGUGUGAAUGAAGUGGGAGGGGAGGGUGAGGGAAGUGUGUGUGAGGCAGUGAAAAGUGGUGUGGUUGGAGAAGAAGAAUGGGCAGAGCAGGAUGAUUCAUGCUCUGAGAUCAGCAGGAGGACAGCUUUAACGACAGCUUCCCAGAUCCGAGAGAGAGCCGUGGACUUCUACUCUGAUCUCUACAGCACAGAGUACACAGAGGACAACGAGUCUUUCACCAGGUUCUGCAGAGACCUGCCCACGGUUUCUGGGGACGACAAUGAGGAGCUAGAGGGGCCCCUGACGGAGGAAGAGGUUUUUAGAGCUCUACAAGGCAUGCAGGGGGGAAAGGCCCCUGGGAUUGAUGGUCUCCCUCCAGAAUUACAAGAUGCUGUCCAAAGUCCUGGCAUCCAGGCUGAAGCUGGUGUUGGACGGGUCAUCCACAAGGCCCAAACCUACUGUGUGCCCGGCAGGUCUAUUAUUGACAAUGUGUCGUUGAUUCGGGAUAUUUUGGCAGUCUCUGGUUCAUUGGGUGUAGACACUGGUCUGGUUUCUUUGGACCAGGAAAAGGCGUUUGACCGGGUUGAGCACCGUUACCUGUGGAAAGUUCUGGAGAGGUUCGGCCUCAGCCCUGGUUUCAUCGCCAAGAUAAAGGUAAUGUAUGAGAACAUUGAGAGUGUGCUGAAGAAGAUAUUCGGUAAGAGCACAGAGGGUGAGGUAGAGUGUGAGUAUGUAAAUCCAGCAAGGCACAGUAACCAGGUGGAUAGCGAGAUCCUAGGUAACGAGUAA